Molecule: messenger RNA, 950 nt
Organism: Chaetura pelagica (chimney swift)
Lineage: Eukaryota; Metazoa; Chordata; Aves; Apodiformes; Apodidae
Product: guanine nucleotide-binding protein G(t) subunit alpha-2-like
Exons: 6
Biological process (GO): detection of chemical stimulus involved in sensory perception of bitter taste; adenylate cyclase-modulating G protein-coupled receptor signaling pathway
Cellular component (GO): heterotrimeric G-protein complex; photoreceptor inner segment; photoreceptor outer segment
Molecular function (GO): G protein-coupled receptor binding; G-protein beta/gamma-subunit complex binding; GTPase activity
Source: RefSeq, a predicted model, not a curated record
GGGCUGGAGAGUCGGGCAAGAGCACCAUCGUGAAGCAGAUGAAGAUCAUCCACCAGGAUGGUUACACCCCCGAGGAGUGCAUGGAGUUCAAGGCCAUCAUCUAUGGCAACAUCCUGCAGUCCAUCCUGGCCAUCAUCCGGGCCAUGUCCACGCUGGGCAUCGACUACGCCGAAGCCUCCCACGCGGACGAUGGGCGGCAGCUCUUCAACCUGGCUGACUCCAUCGAGGAGGGGACCAUGCCCCCCGAGCUGGUGGACUGCAUCAAGAAGCUGUGGAAGGACGGGGGGGUCCAGGCCUGCUUCGAGAGGGCUGCUGAGUAUCAGCUCAACGACUCGGCCUCCUAGUGAGUGGGGUCACCAGCUGGGGGGGGCAGGGCCAGGCCUGGGGACACCCCCUGCUUGCUUGUUGGCCUGGGUGGGUCACCUCCCACCCCCCCCAUACUGCCCUGUCCUGUUGUGUGUGUCCCCCUCCCCAGGAUGUUCGACGUGGGAGGGCAGAGGUCGGAGCGCAAGAAGUGGAUCCACUGCUUCGAGGGGGUGACCUGCAUCAUCUUCUGCGGGGCGCUGAGCGCCUACGACAUGGUGCUGGUGGAGGAUGAUGAAGUGAACCGGAUGCACGAGUCCCUGCACCUCUUCAACAGUAUAUGCAACCACAAGUUCUUCGCCGCCACCUCCAUCAUCCUCUUCCUCAACAAGAAGGACCUUUUCGAGGAGAAGAUCAAGAAGGUCCAUCUCAGCAUUUGCUUCCCAGACUACGAUGGUCCCAACACGUUUGAAGAUGCAGGAAACUACAUCAAGACCCAGUUCCUGGAUCUCAACAUGAGGAAGGACGUGAAGGAGAUCUACAGCCACAUGACCUGUGCCACAGACACCCAGAACGUCAAGUUCGUCUUCGACGCCGUCACGGACGUCAUCAUCAAAGAGAACCUCAAGGACUGUGGCCUCUUCUGA